AGAGAAAUAUCAAUGCCAUCCUCUUCUCUUUAAUGUUGCCGAAAUGGAAAAUUAUGAAACACAGAGAGAUGAAAGAUAAAUGUAUUUAAUUUUUUCUUCUUUUAUUGGGUUAAAUGCCUUGCUCAAGUGCACAUCGACAAAUGUUUUACCUAGACAGCUUGGGGAUAACAAACCAGCAACCUUGCAGUUACUGGCCCAACACUCUUAAACGCUAGGCUACCUGCACUUAUCACAAUCCGUCAUUUCAUUACAUAAUUGGCCUCAACAGGUCAUUAACCUUUGCCAGUGUACUGACAUGAGCGGCGGGUUGCCCUUCUCCCAGGACUCCCCAACAUAGGCCUUGAUGAUCACUGACUGCCAAGUGACAUCAGCCUUGACGGACCAAUGUGUCACUAACUGCGUGAGUGGAGCAGAGGCAGAGGGUACGACAGUGGCACUCUGUUUCUGGGAGGGCACUGCCACCCCUUAUCGAAAUAAGCAGGGCCACCCGGCGCCCACUAUCAAACCCUAAUUGGCAUUACAGUUUGGAUGGCUGCAUGGCACCGGAGCGUGUACCAAGACCCAUGCCAGGUCUGGCACACUGGAGCUGGAGCCAUUGUCAGCUCAGGUGCUGGAAAGGGCAGCUUUUGACUUAGCGUUGCGACACCACCGAGGAUGCAGAGAAUGGCAUGUCACUUACCAUCAGUGGCUCCAUUGGCUGAAGCUUCCCUCUAUGUUUUAGGAAGCUUAAACAUUUGAUUUGUUUGUUUGUUUGUCCAUCUACCCACCCAAUAGGAUAAAGAAUAGGUCAUGGUGAAAAAAAGCCUAAAUUGAAGCCGGGGCAUGAACCCGGGGCAUGAAACAUUUCAAAUUCCAUCUACACCUUUGUUUUAUGUCAACCUCUUUUGUGAAAAAGCUAUAGAGCAUUUCUGUGGACUUUGUGUCUAGAUCGACAUUGGAGAUGGAUGCCUUUAUGUGGCUCCGUGCACAUGGGACUGGGCUCAUUGUCACAAUGCUAAACCAUUCAAAUGGAAUUCCUGGAAUAAUUAAGACUGACAAGAUCUCCUUGCCCCCAUAAAAGGAAAUCAUGUUUGUUUGCAGUGACUACAAAAAGCCUCCAUGUCACUCAUUUUGUCCCCAGCACAAUAGGCGUAAUUAUUGUUAAUUAAUAAAACUUCCACUAGCAUAGUCUGCGGUUAGCUCAGCCCAUCAUAUUGGGACAGUCCCUCAUGAUUAUUCAAUGAGUGGCUGCUUAAUAUGCAUGAGGGGGUGUAUUUGGGCUGAGGAGAGGCGCUGGCUCAGAGUGAGGGAGGGAGUGAGUUAGUGAGAGACAGACUGAGAGUAGAGCGUGCUUACUCCUACUCAGACACACUCAGGACACGCGUGCAUGACUGGCUGCACAGCCUUCAUGUAAAUCCUUUCAGCUAAACCUAUUUCCUGGGUGAGUUUGCGAGACGGAGCAGCCUGGUCAGCAGCUCCAUGUGAGCCAGCAGCCCAGAGAGAGAGACAACUUGCCUGGCAGAUUGGAGAGCAAGACUGUAUGGUGAGAUUCCUCCACCAUGGGAUGCAGCCUCUGUACCCUGCAGAAGCCUGAGGAGCAAUACAAACUACUCUAUGAAGUCUGCCAGGUGAAUGGGAAGGACCUGUCCAAGGCCACCCAUGACCAGGCAGUGGAGGUCUUCCGCACGGCCAAGGAGCCCAUCAUGGUCCAUGUGCUUCGCCGGGCCCCCCGCCCCAAACCCUCUAUCCCUGCCUCAGACACCGAGGUGGUAGACAUUAGCACCCAGACAGACAUCACCUUUCAACACAUCAUGGCCCUCACCAAGCUGCCUGCCUCCACCCCCGCCGUGGCUGUGCUGGAGCAAUACCUAAUGCCUGAGGAGCAUUCCCCUGGGCACGAGUACUUUGACUCCAAUGAUUUCCUGGAGGGCAUGCAGCAGGAGAUGGAUCGAGAGGAGCUGGAAUAUGAGGAAGUGGAUUUGUACAGAACCAACAUCCAGGACAAGCUUGGUUUGACUGUCUGCUACAGGACUGAUGAUGAGGACGAGACUGGGAUCUAUGUCAGUGAGAUUGACCCAAACAGCAUCGCUGCAAAGGAUGGCAGGAUCAGAGAGGGAGAUAGAAUUAUCCAGAUCAAUGGAAUUGAGAUCCAGAACCGAGAGGAUGCUGUGGCUUUGUUGACCAGUGAGGAGAAUCAGAAUGUGUGCCUGCUGGUAGCCAGACCAGAGAUCCAGCUGGAUGAGGGUUGGAUGGAUGACGACAGGAAUGACUUCUUGGAUGACCUCCACAUGGACAUGCUGGAGCAGCAGCACCACCAGGCCAUGCAGUUCACCGCCAGCAUGCUGCAGCAGAAGAAGCAUGAGGAGGAUGGUGGAACAACGGACACAGCCACCCUGUUGUCCAACCACCACGAGAAGGAUAGUGGGGUUGGCCGCACCGACGAGAGCACGCGCACCGACGAGAGCACACGCAACGACGAGAGCUCUGAGCAGGAGAACCUGGGGGAUGACCAGACUACAGCCUCCAACACACUGGGCAGCUGCAGCCGCAGGAAGCUGACCUACAGCCAGGACACCCUGGGCAGCACUGAACUGCCUUUCAGCAGUGAGUCCUUCAUCUCUGCAGACUACGACCAUGCUGACUUCCUGGGUAUCCCUGCAGAUGAGUGUGAGCGCUUCCGAGAGCUCCUGGAGCUGAAGUGCCAGGUGAGGAGCGUGGGGGGCCCCCAUGGCCUGUACUGCCAGAGUGCCAGGGCCGGAAGGGCCGAAGAGGGGGCCGAAGAGGGGGUGGACAAGGAGCUGGAGCUGCUGAACGAGGAGCUGCACAGCAUUGAGCUUGAAUGCCUCAACAUCGUCCGGGCCCACAAGAUGCAGCAGCUAAGGGAGCAGUACCGUGAGUCGUGGAUGCUGCACAACAGCGGGUUCCGCAACUACAACACCAGCAUCGAUGCGCGCCGCCACGAGCUCUCUGACAUUAACGAACUUCCCGAGAAGUCGGACAAGGACAGCUCCAGCGCCUACAACACUGGAGAGAGCUGCCGCAGCACCCCCCUCACCCUGGAGCUGUCCCCAGACAACUCCCUCCAAAGGAGGGAAGAGAACCAGGGCGAGGCCGGGGCCUAUAGCAGCACAGGGCUCAACAACAAGAUCCCCAAGCCCCUGCUGUCUCCUGUCCAAGAGGCCGAUGGUCCCGGCAGAAUCAGGCCCUCCUCCUCUAAGGAGUCUGAGUGUGACCUGCAGGCGGAGGAGAAGGAGCGUAAGCUGGGAGAGUCUACUCACAAGCUGGCCCAGCCCCGCUCCCUGUACAAACACGCCCACAUCCCGGCCCAUGCCCAGCACUACCAGAGCUACAUGCAGCUGAUCCAGCAGAAGUCUGCCGUGGAGUAUGCCCAGAGCCAAAUGAGCCUGGUCAGUCUGGUCAGCCGCGGUGACCCUGUGACCCCCAGAGACAUGCUGGAGCCCAAGAAGGAGUGGAAGGUGAAGAUCCGCAGCGAUGGCACACGCUACAUUACCAAGAGGCCCAUCAGGGACAAGCUGCUGAAGGAGCGCGCCCUGCGUAUCCGCGAGGAGCGCAGCGGCAUGACCACAGACGACGACGCCAUCAGCGAGCUGAAGAUCGGGCGGUACUGGAGCAAGGAGGAGAGGAAGCAGCACGCGGUGCGUGCCAAGGAGCAGAAACAGCGCCGCGAGUUCAUGAAGCAGAGCCGCGCCGACUGCCUGAAGGAACAGGCCAGCCUGGAUGACGACAAGAAGGAGCCCAAUAUCAUUGAGCUGAGCCACAAAAAGAUGAUGAAAAAGAGGAACAAGAAAAUCUUUGACAAUUGGAUGACUAUCCAGGAACUUUUGACCCACGGUGCUAAGUCGCCUGACGGCACGCGAGUGUACAACUCCCUCCUGUCUGUCACCACAGUGUAGGAGGCAGACAGGACAGGCCAGGCCUGGGGUGUAAUGUACUGUAAAUAGGACACUACCGAUUGGGGUACAGAUUUCUGCCUCGUUCAAUGUGGCAACAUUUUGUAAAUAUUAAACAGGUAAAGCCUUUCUGAAGGACCUUUUGGCCCCUGCGGGCGGUUGAAAGAUACUUUACAAAGUGUUCCAUGGAUGGACUUUGAAGAUGAUUAUUGACAGGAUAAUACUGUUUUCAAAUGCUUUCAAUAACUUUCCCACUGGGCACAUUUCCAACUGGGCAUUUUGGCUCAACGUAAUUUCAUUGAAAUGAUGUGGAAACAACGUUGACUCAACCAGUGUGUGCCCAGUGAGUUUCUACCUUUGUUCUGUGUGUCAAGACCGUUUGUCAUAAGUAAAGAGCAGCCAGCAUUUACGCAUUUUUUUGUUUUAUUACGUUUUGAACAAGUAUCUCUUAUCAGUAUUUUACUGUUAUACACUAUACAGUGCCUUCGGAAAGUAUUCAGACCCAUUUACAUUUUGUUACGUUUCAGCCUUAUUCUAAAAUGGAUUAAAUCAUUUUUCCCUCAUCAAUCUACACCCCAUACCGACACAACAAAAACAGGUAUUUAGAAAUGUUUGCUAAUUUAUAAAAUAAAAAAAACAGAAAUAUCACAUUUACAUAAGUAUUCAGACCCUUUACUCAGUACUUUGUUGAAACACCUUUGGAAGCUAUUACAGCCUCGAGUGUUCUUGGAUAUGAUGCUGCAGGUUUGGCACACCUGUAUUUGGGGAGUUCUUUCCAUUCUUCUCUGCAAAUCCCCUCAAGUUCUGUCAGGUUGGAUGGGGACCGUUGCUGCACAGCUUUUUUCAGGUCUCUCCAGGUCUCUCUUGGGUUCAAGUCCGGGCUCUGGCUGGGCCACUCAAGGACAUUCAGAGACUUGUCCCAAAGUUACUCCUGCAUUUCCAUGACUGUGUGCUUAGGGUAAUUGUUCUGUUCGAAGGUGAACAUUCGCACCAGUCUGAGGUCCUGAAUGCUCUGGAGAAGGUUUUCAUCAAGGAUCUCUCUGUACUUUGCUCCGUUCAGCUUUGCCUCAAUCCUGACUUGUCUCCCAGUCCCUGAAAAACAUCCCCACA
This is a messenger RNA of Oncorhynchus gorbuscha (pink salmon), 5000 nucleotides long. RefSeq names its product E3 ubiquitin-protein ligase PDZRN3-B-like. Gene Ontology annotation, molecular function: protein binding; ubiquitin protein ligase activity. Gene Ontology annotation, biological process: neuromuscular junction development; protein ubiquitination. The record is from RefSeq and is a predicted model, not a curated record. Lineage: Eukaryota; Metazoa; Chordata; Actinopteri; Salmoniformes; Salmonidae. The transcript is spliced from 8 exons. The coding region runs from base 1539 to 3893 and encodes 784 amino acids.